Molecule: messenger RNA, 4500 nt
Organism: Oncorhynchus masou masou (cherry salmon)
Lineage: Eukaryota; Metazoa; Chordata; Actinopteri; Salmoniformes; Salmonidae
Product: hepatocyte nuclear factor 1-alpha-like
Exons: 2
Coding region: 346-852 (168 amino acids)
Biological process (GO): positive regulation of DNA-templated transcription; liver development; insulin secretion
Cellular component (GO): nucleus
Molecular function (GO): RNA polymerase II cis-regulatory region sequence-specific DNA binding; DNA-binding transcription factor activity, RNA polymerase II-specific
Source: RefSeq, a predicted model, not a curated record
ACAAAGUUCAAAGAGAGCACAUGGGGAGUAAAGGGAGAGGAAGAUAAAAAAUAAAUAAAAACAUUUGAAAGCUUGACAGCAGGUGGAGAGCUUAAACCAGACAGCUCAGAACGAGACGAGAAGAAAAUUGAAUGGGGGAAAAUGAAAUGAAAGCAAACUUUGUAUUUUCCUGAACUGAAGAAAGACAGAAAGGUAAUGACUCCAGAAGCCACAAUACUUUGUCUUUUGUGUAAGCGCUUGACUGCAGUGUGUCUGUCUUAGUGUGUGAAUAUGUGUAUGUUUGUGACCUGUGGCCUGUGUAGUCUGUGUGUUGUGCUAGUGAGGUAAGGUUUAGGCAACAGUGUAAUGGAGGGAGAGGAGAGGAAAUGGGGCCCUGGGCGUCUGACUAAUCUCCAGAAUGAGCUUAUCUGGGCACUGCUGGGCUCUGGACUGUCCCGGGAGGUCCUGGUCCAAGCACUGGAAGAACUGGAGCAAGAGAGGGUCACCCCUGGAGCAGAGAAGGGGGACAGGGGAGAUGGAGAGUGUUCGGAGGAGGGAGAAAUUGAUUUUCCACCACCAAUAUUCCAGGAGCUGGAGGCACUACCCUCAGAGGAGGCAGCCAGACAGAGGGCUCUGGUCGACCAACUUCUGCAGAAGGAUCCAUGGCAUGUGGCAAAACUGGUGAAGAGCUACAUGCAGCAGCAUAACCUCCCCCAGAGAGAGGUGGUUGAGUCCACAGGCCUCAACCAGUCCCAUCUCUCCCAACACCUCAACAAAGGCACACCCAUGAAGAACCAGAAACGGGCUGCUCUAUACAGCUGGUAUGUCAGUAAGCAGGGCAAGAUUAUCCAGCGUGAGUAUUUGGCCAGCUGAUAAGCUGACCCUGCCUGUACUGCAAAAUGACAUUACAGUAUGGACUCUCUAAGUGUAACAUUUACACUACCGUUCAAAAGUUUGGGGUUACUUAGAAAUGUCCUUGUUUUUGAAAGAAAAGCAAUUUUUUUGUCCAUUAAAAUAACGUAAGAAAAGAUCAGAAAUACAGUGUAGACAUUGUUAAUGUUGUAAAUGACUAUUGUAGCUGGAAAUGGCUGAUUUAUUUUGAUGGAAUAUCUACAUAGGCGUACAGAGUCCCAUUAGCAUCAACCAUACCUUCUGUGUUCCAAUGGCAAGUUGUGUUAGCUAAUCCAAGUUUAUAACUUUAAAAGGCUAAUUGAUCAUUAGGAAACCCUUUUGCUAUUAUGUUAGCACAGCUGAAAACCGUUGUUCUGAUUAAAAUAGCAAUAAAACUGUCCUUUAGACUAGUUGAGUAUCGACUCCAGGCUCAAAAUGGCCAGAAACAAAGAACUUUCUUCUGAAACUCAUCAGUCUAUUCUUGUUCUGAGAAAUGAAGGCUGUUCCAUGCAAGAAAUUGCCAAGAAACUGAAGAUCUCGUACUACUCCCUUCACAGAACAGAGCAAACUGGCUCUAACCAGAAUAGAAAGAGUAGUGGAAGGCCCCGGUACACAACUGAACAAGAGGACAAGUACAUUUGAUUGUCUAGUAUGAGAAAGUCCUCCAUGACAGUUUCAUUAAAUAGUACCCGCAAAACACCAGUCUCAAUGUCAACAGUGAAGAAGCGACUCCUGGAUGCUGGCCUUCUAGGCAAAGUUGCAAAGAAAAAGCCAUAUCUCAGAUUGGCCAAUAAAAAUAAAAGAUUAAGAUGGGCAAAAGAACACAGACACUGGACAGAGGAAGGUUUGGAAAAAGUGUUAAGGACAGACGAAUCUAAGUUUGAGGUGUUCGGAUCAAAAGAAGAACAUUCGUGAGAUGCAGAAAAAAUGAAAAGAUGAUGGAGGAGUGCUUGCCGCCAUCUGUCAAGCAUGGUGGAGGCAAUGUGAUGGUCUGGAGGUGCUUUGGUGGUGGUAAAGUGGGAGAUGUGUACAGGGUAAAAGGGAUCUUGAAGGAAGGCUAUCAUUCCAUUUCGCAACGCCAUGCCAUACCCUGUGGAUGGCACUUAAUUGGAGCCAAUUUCCUCCUACAACAAGGCAAUGACCCAAAGCACAACUCCAAACUAUGCAAGAACAAUUUAGGGAAGAAGUAGUCAGCUAGUAUUCUGUCUAAAAUGGAGUGGCCAGCACAGUCACCGGAUAACAACCCUAUUGAGCUGUUGUGGGAGCAGCUUGACCGUAUGGUAUGUAAGAAGUGCCCAUAAAGCCAAUCCAACUUGUGGGAGGUGCUUCAGGAAGAUUAUGGGGUGAAAUCUCUUCAGAUUACCUCAACAAAUUGACAACUAGAAUGCUGCAGGUCUGCAAGGCUGUAAUUGCUGCAAAUGGAGGAAUCUUUGACGAAAGCAAAGUUUCAGGACACAAUUAUUAUUUCAAUUAAAAAUAAUUAUUUACAACCUUGUCAACGUCUUGAAUAUAUUUCCUAUUCAUUUUGCAACUAAUUUCAUGUAUGUUUUCAUGGAAAACAAGGACAUUUCUAACUGACCCUAAACUUUUGAACGGUAGGGUAUGUCAAAUAAUGACUACCUCAUUCACUAAUAUUCACAAUUAAUUACCAUAAAUCUACACUGAGUAUACAAAACAUUGAAUACUCCCCCCCUUUUUGGCCUCAGAACAUAAAUGUAUAAUUGUUGUGCAAUUUAGAGGCUAUAUGGCGUUAGUGUGAAGCCCAUAAGCCUAAUUAAGCUACAGGUAGAAAAAGUUCAUGUUCAUCCACUGAGGCAAAAAAUAACAAUCUGAGUUUAACUCAAUAAGAUAAAAGCUGUGAAAUUGAGAGUUGAAAAAGAGAAGGGUGGGCCAGAAAAAUAGCCUGUUUGGGAAAGAUUUGGUGAAGUGGUAAAAGAGGAUGAUAGCAGUGCCGGCGAUGUUGUGAGGCAUUCUAAAGUCAUAAGAUAGGGACUUCAAAUAGGCCUAUGGCACGUCAAGGGAUCUGUAGCCUACUGUUCAGAUGGGUUAAAUGGAAACUGAAAUCUGGACACUGACUGUAGGUCUAUAACCUCUAAUAUAGCCUUAAUAUUAACUCCUGCAGAAUAAAUUAUUUCUUGCAGUAAAAUGACACCAAAUGUAGGCUACAUUUUGACUCCGGAAAAGGAAUGGAGAAAUAUGAUUUCUUUCUUUCAGCAUCUUGGGAGAAUUCGAAUGUGCAGUUAGUUCCCGUUUGUUGGUUGGGCCAUCUUUAUCAGCAUCAUAAACGCUGACAACUCAACCACAUAAAAUAUGCAUUCAAGACAAACUGAAAUCUUAUCAGAAACAUGUUGGUUCAUUUUCACAGCUCUCUAUUUCCUUACAACCAGUCAAACUGAUGUCAUUUGGAAAUUUAGCAUAUAAAAGUUUUUUUGUUGUUAUUUAUUGCAUUUUCUUCCCUAAAAGUCUUUGCUCAGUGAAAGAAGCAGAGAUGACUGAGAACUUCACAGAUGUCAACUUGAUUGAAGCAUUCAUUCUAUCGAUCUAUGACAUUAUUUUUGGAGAGCAAGGUUUUUAUUUAGUCUUCUAGGGCAACAUAUAGCCUAAUGGCAGAAGAGAAACGGCAUGUAUCUAAUAAUAGACAUGUUGACUAACAAAUAUCCUACCAAAAUGAAGGAAAUUAUAAGCAGAAACAUAUAUAAAUCAGGCACCCCCUGUCAAAAAAUAGUUCCUCUGUCUGACUGCCUACAGAGCAUUUUCUAUACUAGCGGGUUAGGGACAGGUGCGGGCCUCAGAUUUUCACUUUAUCACAUAUAGUCUGGCAGUUGCAUUUAGGUUAUUAUCAAUUGCAGGCAGGUGUGCGGUUGAACAAACAGAUGACCCAUGGACCACUGCCAUGAACACCAAAGUGAAGUUCAUUGGAGCAUGUCAAUUUACAUGUCACAUGAAACCUAUAUACAUUUUAUAUAUACAUUUUCAACAAUUGUCCAUCCUAAAAUGUAGGAAUAAGCAACGGCUUUGAUUUCUGGUCAAACAGAUGUAAAGGGGGUCUUAGACAACAUCUACCAGAAGAAGUAUUUAAAAGUAUUAGAAAUUAGUAAAUCAAAACAUAAUGUUGAAGUAAAGCUCCCUGCCAACUAAUACCAACACUUAUAUUUUGUUUUGGCGAAAUGACAUGCUGUCUGUAAGUUUAAGAAACAGUGACUUGUGAUUCCAUUACCAAAAACCUACAUAUCUCUAAGAUAUUUUCUAGAUGAUGAAAGUUCACAGCAGUAGCAAGUAAAGGUAGGUAAAGGUACCGAUUAGUUGGUAUUUUUGCUGAUAUAUAGUUUGUUUAUGAAUUAUUAAGUCAUUAAAACUCAAUUCUGUUACCAAAUCUUUAACGGAAUUACUGCAAUUGUGUCACCUGUGCUCCCUCUCCGGCCUCUAGGUCACCAGGCUGCUCGCACACCUGUUACCAUGUUCCACGCACCUGCGCAUCAUCAGACUCACCUGGACUCUAUCACUUCCCUGAUUACCUUCCCUAUAUAUGUCACUCCCUUUGGUUCCUUCCCUAGGUGUUAUUGUUUCCGUUUCAGGUCUGUGCGUUGUUCAUGUUUCUUGUUUUGUUUAUUAAAUGAUGCACUCCCUGAA